Molecule: messenger RNA, 1134 nt
Organism: Miscanthus lutarioriparius
Lineage: Eukaryota; Viridiplantae; Streptophyta; Magnoliopsida; Poales; Poaceae
Source: the annotation of a GenBank genome assembly
AUGGCUGAGAUGUUAGGUCGCUUGAAGUUGACAUUAGAAGAAAGUGAUGCAGUUGAGGUGGCAGAUGAUAUUGAAGAAGAUUUGGCAACAUCUGAUUGCGUCAUUAUUGGUAAGGUCCUGUCUCAAGGGGUCUUGCAUAUACAAACAAUUACAUCGGCACUUAAACCUGCUUGGGGUAAUCCGAAAGGUUUGAGGAUGAGAACAGCUGGGGAUAAUAUGUUUAUUGCAGACUUUGGCUCCAAACAAGACAAAAAUAGAGUUUUAGAUGGUUCUCCCUGGAAUAUUGGUAAACGGGCAGUUUUAGUUCAGGAGUUUGAUGCUUCUAUGAGGCCAUCUGAUAUUCACUUUGAUCACGUCGAUUUGGGGCCUGUUGAAAAAUUAGAAGUGGAUGAUCAGGACCGUGCAUGUGGAGCUUACCUUAGAGCAAAGGUACAGAUCAAUAUAACAAAACCUCUUAUGAGGGGCGUUUCAAUUUUCUCAACCAAAAGACAAGUAAAGGAAUGGUAUGAGGUGCGAUAUGAGAAAUUACCAAAUUAUUGCUACUCAUGUGGAAUUAUUGGACAUUCAUCUGUUGAGUGUCUUAUACCAGCAGAGCGAGAUGCAGAUGGCUUGCUCCCUUAUAGUGGAGAUCUGAGAGUUCCAGAUGACAAAAAGAAAAGGCCUUCUGAUGAUGUAAAUGGCCAGAACUCUAUCUCAGCAGGGAAGAGUGGUGGCACAAGUGGCCAAGAAUCAAUGUCAGGAGAUUUUAAUGAAGCCUUAAGUAGUGAUGAGCAUUUGGGAAGAACAGAAAGAGGUGGAUCACAAAUGAAGCUCUUUAGGGAAUGCCUAGAGAACUGUGGUCUCCUGGAUCUAGGAUUCUCAGGGCCAAAGUUUACGUGGAAUAAUAGGCAAGAAGGUAUUAAUAAUGUGAGAGUACGCCUUGAUCGAGCAGUGGUUAAUGGUCAGUUCCUACAACUUUUCGAUGACUGCCAUGUAGAUAAUAUAAUCACCUUCUCCUCGGACCACUAUGCCAUUUUGAUAUCAAUUGGUAGGGGAGGGGACACAAAGGAUUACAGACAUGUCACCCAAAAUUUUAGAUACGAAGCUAUGUGGGCAAGAGCAGCCGACUACAAGGAAGUAGUGGAGAAGAACUGA